AUGUCGAGCACAACUAGUAAACUGAGUCAACUUGAACUGACAGCGGCACAAGCCCGUGCUGAUGCAGCGAUGGAAGCUGCACGGACAGCUUUUGCAAAGAAAAAGGCAGAAGCAAAAAUAGAGGCGUUAAAAGCGCAAUUGGAAUUGGAACGCCUACAGCGAGAGGAAUCCCUGGCAGCAGCCGAGGCUAGGGCAUCAGUGCUUGACGACGAGAUUAAAAGUCAUAGUGGAACUGAGUUACGUAGCCUGCCAGCAGAAGAGCCUACAAAGAGAGUGUCUGAGUACGUAAUGGCAUUGCCUAACAGCAAUAAUAUAAUACCAACACCAAUGCCAGCAUUGGAUGUCACACCAGAAUGCUCAGUAGCUGAUUGCGGAGGAAUUAAUCCCUCACCAAUGGAGUAUGUCAAAAAGCAGAUUAAUCCAUCAUCCAAUGAAACUUGCAUUGGAUUAAGUGAGAUCGUGAAAAAUAUGAAGAAGCCAAAACAUGAAGUUAAACGAUUUUCUGGAAACCCCAUCGAUUUUCCUAAAUUUAUCAGGCAAUUCAAAAGUAGAAUAGUAUCAAAUACUGAUACUAGUGAAGAGAGAAUGACAUAUUUGGAGGCCAACAAGGUUGUUUGUGGUUUCAGUCAUCUUCCCAGUGAAAAAGCCUAUCAAGCGGCUAUGGAUCAACUUUCAGACAGAUAUGGUGACAACGAAGUCAUCGCAAGCACUUACAUAAAGAAAGCAUUAGAAUGGCCUACUAUUAGGCCAGGAGAACCAAAGGCUCUAGAUGAAUAUGCCUUUCCUAGUAGAAUGCAUGAAUGCUGCAGAGCAUGUAAAUGCAAGCAAAAUUUUGGAGUAUCCCGAACACUUGAAGAGGUUAAUGUUCAAACUACCAGUCUACCUACAUGA
Anneissia japonica is the source of this 891-nucleotide messenger RNA. RefSeq lists its product as uncharacterized. The transcript has a single exon. The record is from RefSeq and is a predicted model, not a curated record. Bases 1 to 891 code for a protein of 296 amino acids. NCBI's taxonomy places the organism in Eukaryota, Metazoa, Echinodermata, Crinoidea, Comatulida, Comatulidae.